GGUAACUAGCUAGUUGGUAGCGUCCUUAGUAGCAAAGUUUGACCCUUUUCCGUUCUUGCACCUAAAAUCCCAUCGUCAUGCCGCGAAAAGCUUUAACUUGCACUGUUGCAUUAGAUAUCUAUCAGAUAACAUGCCCAGGAACACGGCAUUUGAACGACAGGAAUAUGCUUUUUCUGUCGGUUUGUAUUUUGGGACAGACGAAGAGGACCAAAUCGGUGUUUGCGACGUUCCCUCUCGCACUGAAUGAAAGAAUGUACUUUAAGAGGACUUUCGUAAAUGCAAGGGAACCAACUCAUGUGAUGGGAAUUUUGGAAGAUGAACAUGUGUUAUUUGAACUCGUCCAGUACUCUGAUGUGUAUAAAGGAGGUAAAGUUCUGGCUCGCUAUGAGCAAUCAGCUAGGGAAUUUCUGUAUCCUACACCAACCCUGACAGGCAAAGAUGGUGUAGAGAGGGAGCUGUUACUGGGAAGAACCGUACACUUUACAGGUAUCGAUCCUAAGUUAGAGUUUUCUUCAAACUCUACAAUUCAAGAGACAAAUGUUCCUGGGACAUACAGGGAACUUACCAGUGUCAGUGUUGGUGAUGAUGAUGAUGAUGAUGAAUCAGCUUCUGAUUCUCAGGCUGAAAGCAGCUCAGAAACCGAUGAAGAACUCAUUUUAACACCAGCUCCAACCCACCAUAACCAUAGCAUACAUGCCAGAGAGUACCACUGUAUCUGUGAAUGUCCAAGGCGCCCUGAAAAUCAUGGGAGAGUAACCUUAAGAUCAAGGUCACUGUCUCCAACUCACAGACCAAAGUCAGCCACACCUUCCCUCAGACCUCCAUUCAAGGCUGGCAAGGCUGAUGAGAAAAUCAUAUCCCGUCGCAAGUUUGUAACUCCCGGACAGUCGAGACGGAAGAGUAAAAUUAUUCCUUUGGAGGGGGGCCCGGCUCCGUGUCCAGAUUGUAGAGUUCCACACAAAGAAUGCAUUGUCUGCCAAGCGUACCUGAAAGUCUAUGGCAAAGACUUUUUGAAAUAUCGGUUUGGUCGCGUUCCACACAAGCGGACCACAUCCACGCCGGCAUACACAUCUUUUGCUUCAGAACCACCAAGGCCUCGUGCACCUGCACUAGUUGACGAUCCUCUGGAUGUUUCAAGGGCUUACAGUGAGCCCAUCCCCAGGAGUAGGAGAAUAUUUCCACGGGAACCUGAUGGUUACGGCUCGUAUUUGUCAUCAACUAGUCCAGAGAUCCAUGAUCGGGUAGAUCGCUCGAUUAGAAGGCGUUCUCCGGUUCCUACUUACACUUCCAAACGGUUUGUAGAACUGUCAGACUCUGAAGACGAUAAUGACAGUUUGCUCUCUUUACAAGAACUGAGAUCAGAAAUAAACGGUGCGAGGUUAGAAUCUUUAGACAGAUCAUUUGAGGAUCCUGAACAUCCCACGUUAGGGACAAGAUUAGACAGAAGUGUGACUGUGCCUCUAUCAAGUGACUCGUUCUGGUCUAAUCUCAAGUCUCAGUUCACUGGGCGGUCACACCGGGCCUUAUUUGAAGAGUCAUUAAAAGAGAUAUAUCGGAACAUGUACAACACUGUAAAAGAGGCUCAUUAUUAGAAGCAAAUCGCGACGUCUUGCGAAAAUCCCAUACAGAAUUUCGGGUCUUUUUUACGACGGUUUUGUAACGACGGUUUUUUCAAGUGUUCCUGGGCCAUAUGGUACAGGCAAUGUAGGAGCUAUGGAAGCUUACUUCAACAGUUUUAUAGAGUUUAGUAUUUAAGUUUUCAUCAAACUUUUAUCUUAGCAACUCUUAAACCUUGCAUGUAUUUUUACACUGAUCUGACACACAACUGUGUUCUUUUGUCUAGUCGGUUCAAAGCGGCACGAGUUGCUUAGCUAGGAGUGUGUAGUAUAUGGGAACUC
Molecule: messenger RNA, 1898 nt
Organism: Pocillopora verrucosa
Lineage: Eukaryota; Metazoa; Cnidaria; Anthozoa; Scleractinia; Pocilloporidae
Source: RefSeq, a predicted model, not a curated record